Molecule: messenger RNA, 1502 nt
Organism: Musca domestica (house fly)
Lineage: Eukaryota; Metazoa; Arthropoda; Insecta; Diptera; Muscidae
Product: putative transferase CAF17 homolog, mitochondrial
Exons: 1
Coding region: 333-1382 (349 amino acids)
Cellular component (GO): mitochondrial matrix
Molecular function (GO): protein binding
Source: RefSeq, a predicted model, not a curated record
UUUCUUAUAAAGUAAAAUAAUAUUAUCGAAUUGUUUUAAUUUUAUUUAUCUCAACAUAUUAAAUACAUUAACUGGACAAUAAUUUUAAUCUUUUGGGGAUUCGUGACAAAAAAAAUAUAUAAAAUAUACUUAGUUCGUUUUGUUCUCAAUCAAAACAUUACACUGCAAUUGAUAACCACGACCACCAAGAACUAAAUCUUCCAUAAAUCUUUAAAGAAUAUAGUCUUAUUUAAUCAAAUUACUUUCAUAAAGGAAAACAGUGACAUUUUAUUAAAAUAAAUUUAUAGAUUUCGUUGCAUACCACAUCCUUUAAUGUCGGAAACUAUUAAAAUAUGAAUGUACUACGUAACAAUCGCCUACAUCACUGGUGUUCUCGUUGGGUUGCAUCAGUCAGAAGAACACAUACUAACCACCCGGCAGCAACAAAGGAAAACAAAUUCAUAGUUGAAGACUUACAACAAAGGCAAUUGGUGCGUGUUAAAGGCGAAGAUGUUGUACCUUUUCUGCAAGGACUUACCACAAAUGACAUAAGGCAACUUGAAUCCUCGCACACGGGUUCUCUGUAUACCAUGUUCCUAAACAAGGCCGGGAGAGUGCUAUACGAUGCUAUUGUGUAUAAAGCGCCCAGCGAUAGUUCCACAAUAUUGAUUGAAUGUGAUCAAGACGUUUGCAAUGAAUUAAUGCGCCAUUUAAAAUUGUACCGGGUAAGAAGGAAAAUACAAAUUGAUAACAUAGCAGAAGAGUUAAAGGUGUGGUGUGUAUUCCAAGUUGGCGAAGGUCCAGCAUGUGUGCUGCCUCAGAUGCCUGUAGAUAAUAUGGACAUAAUAGGCGACCCAAGAUUACCUGAAUUGGGAUAUCGUUUAUUAGCAACAUCAGAUCGUACUUCUGAAGAGAUCUCAAAACUAUUGAAGAAUCUAUCAAACACUAAAAUUGAACUUUCGAAUGUGGCCAGUAACUAUCGUCUUCACAGAUAUAGCCUUGGUGUGGCGGAAGGAGUGCAAGAUAUGCCGCCAGGAAAACAAUUUCCAUUGGAGGCCAAUUGUGAUAUUUUAAAUGGUGUUAGUUUCAACAAAGGCUGUUACAUUGGCCAAGAGCUAACGGCAAGAGUUCAUCAUACGGGGGUAAUACGUAAAAGGCAUAUGCCGGUAAAUUUAAAGAAUCCCCUAAUGGAAAAUUCUUCCUAUGCAAUGUGCAACGAUGCUGGAGCAAAAGUGGGCAAUGUACUUGGUAGCAUAGAAACGAAAGCCCUGGCCUUAGUACGAAUUGAAAAGGCAUUAAAAACCAAAGAGUUGACCAUAGACGGAAAGCCCUGUUCUGUAGAAAUCCCUAAAUGGUGGCCACCUUUAUUGUUGAACAAUGUUGUGGCGAGGGAGGAGGCUUGAUUGCAGACUGUUGCCAUGUUUGUAGACACAAACUCAAAAAAUAAACAACAAUUUAUAUUGGGCUUUAAAAAAAUUUACAAUAUAAAUAAAUAUUUUAUUGGUAAAAAAUCUUAAACUACA